Messenger RNA from Cuscuta campestris, 2369 nucleotides. Lineage: Eukaryota; Viridiplantae; Streptophyta; Magnoliopsida; Solanales; Convolvulaceae. The record is from the annotation of a GenBank genome assembly.
CGGGAAGACACCGGAAGACUCGCCGACUGGAGGAGGUGGCCGGCGGGCGGCGGCGUGGCAGGUUGGGGGAGGCCGUAACUAAGGGCUGUACUUUGGUUUAAUUUGUGGGCAGUGGCAGCGUGCAGUGAAGCUUUUUUGCAUCCUAGAUAUUUUGGAGGUAGUAAGGCAUUUUGGAGUUUUUUUGCACUCUGUUUUGAUUUUUUUUACAAAUUAUGAUUUUCGUACCUUAAUCUCCCUUGAUAUUGUAAUGUUUGUGUUUUGUUAUGUAAUAUGACUUUGGUGUUUUGUAUGAGUUAAUAUUAAUUACAUUUAGGGGCUCUUUGGCAACUUCUGAAUCGUUUUUUCUCUCUUUUCUUUGCCCUUCUCUCUGGUUAAUGUCUUCCGCUGAUAGCCAAGAUAUUUCUGCCUCGGAUGCCCGCGCAUCCGAGGAACCUCUUUCCUCUUCUUCGACCGGGUCGUCUUCCCCCAUCCCUCAGUCCCGGUUGAAUCCAAACCCUAGCGUCCCUGAACCGCAGCCGCUAAACCAGAUGCCCGGUCACCUUUUCGCGGAGAGGGAGGAACCGGUUAACGACGAACCGGCCCCCUAUGACCCGGAAAAAGAGACCAGGGAUCAAUGGGUGGAGAGGUUGGAUGCGGUCGGUUACUCUCCCGUUCCUACCUCCUUCGUUACAGACAUCUACCCCAACGUUUCCAAAAUAGCUUUGGAUAAGGCCCGUAGGAACCUCCCGGUGGGCUACGUUCUCGAAUUCGACGUGAACUGGCCCAACAUCAUCGAACCCCACCAGGAGGAUAGAAUAGGUUUUCAUAUUGCUUCCUUAGAGAGCGGCACCAUUUUUCCCCUUCGCCCCCUCUUUGUCGAGGUUUGCCAAUGCUUUAAGAUUCUACCCGGUCAAAUUACUCCCAAUGCCCACCGGUUACUCAAUUCUUUUGCCAAUAUCUGCACCUUCCUUCACAUCGACCCCUCGCUUCGCCUCUUCCUUUACAUGUUCGAGGUCCAUCCCGGUAAGCCGGGCUGCGAGGGUUUCGUCUACUUCAAAGGGCGAAACAACCGAAAAUUCAUUUCUGACCUCCCACAAAGCAACCGUUUGUGGAAGGAAAAAUUUGUGUUCAUAAAGUUUCCCCCCUCCGUCACUCCUCUGGCCGGUUUGACGUGGAGCGAUAAUCUUCUCAAGCACCAAUUCACUGAGCCGCCCACCACUCCGGACUUGGAGGAGAGUCUAGGAAAGCUUCUGCAGGGGGACCCUAAUACCGGCCAGAUGUACCACUACGGGGGUUGGGUGUGGCGCGUCCAACCGGUGGCGAGGGUACCUCCCAGGCUCAUGAAGCGGCGGGGCGCGGGAGCCUACCAUAUGCCGAAGACUACCGGUGGUUCUUACUCUGCUGCCGGUCCGCAUACUUCAGCAGCACAACCGGUCCAGAAGGAAACUAUAGAAGUUCAUUCUGAAGAGGAAAUUCCUGAGACCGGGGGGGUUUCUCAAACCGGGAAGGAGACGGUGAAUUCCCNCCCCCCCCCCCCCAACAAAGGAAAGGGGAAAAAGAGAGUGAAGCAUGCGGCCACAAACCAUCCGUCGGCCAAAAAGAAAAGGGGGGAAAACAUCCCGGCUGAGGAGUCACUGGAGGAGCUCUGGGUCAAACUGACCCUCAAGCUGAAAGGGGUAAUCUUCGUACUAACCGGUACCGUUUCUUGCCCCUUAGUCUUCGCACUAACCGGUGUUCUAUUCAAUAUGCAGAUGGGUGAAGUUAGGCCGGACGUAUUGGAGCAACUCACCGAAGAUUCCUCCUCCCGGUUAGCCCAACUGGAGGAGAAGCUGAAGAGAUGUGAGGCUCAUAACCGGGAUCUCAAGGAGCUGACUGCCCGGCAGUCGAAUGAGAUAGCUGAUCUUUCUGCAAUCGCCGAGGGGGCCAAAGCAGAGACCCUCCACCUGAAGGAAGAAAAUUUGAAGCUGAUGGAAGAUCUGGAGCUGAAGGAGCGAGAGUUCCCCGGUAGGGCCAGGCGAUGGGUCGGAGAGAACUUGGAGGAAACAGCCCGGGUAAUUACAUCUACCCCGGAGGUGACGAUGGAGGCCUUCAAGUUCAUAUGCCGGGAGGAGCAAGGAAAAGAGAUGAUUACCCAGAUUGGCUCCUACGGUUUUAUGUCCGGCCAAAAACGUGACCGGGAGGCUACCCAUGCGGUCCUUGCCGAACGGUUUCCGGAUUUUGACGCCGAAGCAUAUGGACUGGCCCCCAUCCCGGACGACGAGCCUGCACCUCCCUUCCCCUUGAAUUGAAAAUCUCCCCGGCUGCGCCCGGUUAUUUUUUGUAAACUUGAAACUGGAAAUUUCCCCGGGGAUGCCCGGCGUACUUGUAAACAAUUAAUUUUCUUGUUUUGU